ACGAUCACGGCGCAAGCCCGAAAGUGUCGCUAGUGAGCCGCUCUGUGUGGCCGCAGGAGUUUUGUACAUGAGAAUCCCGUCAUUUCCCGUGUCAAACGCCAGUGUCCAUACUUGUUCCCGUCGCGUUUCUAACGGACUCGUAGAAAAAAUGGCGACGGAGGAGAUUGACCGUGCUAAGAUUGAAGCUAUGCUGCGUACCCUGAAACUGUCAGGGCAUGUGGGAUUUGACAACUUACCCAGUCAGUUAGUGAACAAAUCAGUACAAAAUGGAUUUGUAUUCAACAUUCUUAAUAUUGGUGAAACUGGUCUUGGAAAAUCUACACUUAUGGAUUCACUCUUUAACACAAGCUUUGAGUCUAGUCCCAGUCCGCAUAAUUUGCCUUCUGUAAAACUUAAAGCACACACUUACGAACUGCAAGAGAGUAAUGUCAGACUGAAGUUAACUAUCGUUGACACAGUUGGUUAUGGCGAUCAGAUCAACAAGGAAGACAGUUUUAAGGCAGUUGUCGAUUACAUAGAUGCGCAGUUUGAAGCUUAUCUGCAGGAGGAAUUGAAAAUCAAGCGCAAUCUUGCAACUUAUCACGACAGUCGCAUCCAUGUUUGCCUUUAUUACAUAUGUCCUACCGGCCAUGGUUUGAAGUCCAUUGAUUUAGUGUGCAUGAAGAAACUAGAUACCAAAGUUAAUAUCAUUCCAAUUAUUGCUAAAGCUGAUACAAUAUCAAAGACUGAAUUACAAAAAUUUAAGAGCAAAAUCAUAUCGGAAUUGCAAAACAAUGGCAUACAUAUUUAUCAGUUUCCAACUGACGAUGAGAACGUGGCUAACGUAAACGCUUCUAUGAACGCUCAUAUACCCUUCGCCGUCGUUGGCAGCACCGACUUUGUUCGUGUAGGUAACAAGACGAUGCGUUCUCGUCAGUAUCCCUGGGGUACGGUUCAAGUCGAAAACGAAUCUCACUGCGAUUUUGUGAAACUACGUGAAAUGCUCAUAAGCACUAACAUGGAAGACAUGCGCGAAAAAACUCACUGUCGUCAUUAUGAACUUUAUCGAAAGAAGAGAUUGGAACAGAUGGGCUUCAGCGAUGUCGACAGUGAUAACAAACCUGUGAGUUUUCAACAGACUUGUGAGGCCAAAAGAUCCAUUCAUUUGCAGGAAUUGCAGCAGAAAGAAGACGAAAUGCGACAGAUGUUCGUCGCCCGAGUGAAAGAAAAAGAAGCUGAAUUGAAAGAGGCAGAGAAAGAGCUUCACAGUAAAUUCGAUAAGCUGAAAAAAGAUCAUACAGAAGAGAAGAAAAAAUUGGAAGAGAAUCGAAAGAAACUUGAGGAUGAUAUACAGGAGUUUGCUAAACGAAAACAACAAUUCACACAACAACCGCAACAUCAUACACUAACGUUAGGUAAAAGCAAGAAGAAGUAAAGAUUACUUCAUGAUCAAGAAACGUCUUGUUACACCAUUCGAAUAUGAUCGCUUGUUCCACUUGCAUUCUCUAAUGCAAUUGUGACGUAUUCGAAUAGUAUAAGAAGAUUCUGUACAUGUAUCUUGAUUAUAUGAUUUUUGUAUUAUUAUAGUAUUAUAUUUUAUUAUAUAACAAUUCAAUUCUUAUAUAUACCAAAAAUGUUCACAUGAAAGCAUGUGCUUUGAGUCAGCAUAUGAUUUAACUUAUAUACGACUCCAAUGAGAAAAACAAAAAACAAAAAAAAAAUAUUUAACGAAACAUUUAUUUCUACAUUGAUUUUUAAUGUAUUCGACUUUAUAUGAG
Molecule: messenger RNA, 1757 nt
Organism: Pseudomyrmex gracilis
Lineage: Eukaryota; Metazoa; Arthropoda; Insecta; Hymenoptera; Formicidae
Gene: Septin2
Product: septin-2
Exons: 8
Coding region: 68-1414 (448 amino acids)
Biological process (GO): cytoskeleton-dependent cytokinesis
Cellular component (GO): cell division site; septin complex; microtubule cytoskeleton
Molecular function (GO): molecular adaptor activity; GTP binding; GTPase activity
Source: RefSeq, a predicted model, not a curated record